AAAUCUGAUCCUCAUUCCAGAGAGGCUGAAGGGUAUAGAAACACACAUACAUAUAUUGUUUUGUGAACGGAUAGAAAUAUUUAGAUUUCAGUUCAUUUUUUAGACUUAUUUUAUUUAAACGGAUUAUAUUUAGUGUAGACACCAAAUUAUGGAAUUUGAAAACAGAAGUCUCUCAUUACAGAAAAAUGAAGAAACUGUAAACUCGAGUGAUACUUCAGAAGAGAAGAAAGAGGAACGCGAACAUUGGUCAGGACAACUCGAUUUUUUCCUAUCAUCAGUUGGGUAUGCAGUCGGUAUUGGUAAUAUAUGCAGGUUUCCAUAUCUGUGUUAUAAAAACGGAGGAGGGGCUUUUCUUAUUCCAUAUCUUAUAUUUAUGGUUAUUGGAGCUGUGCCAAUAUAUUACCUAGAGUACGGGAUAUCUCAAUUUUCAAGCAGCAGCAUUUUAACAGUUUGGAAGAUUUGUCCACUUUUGAAAGGAGUUGGUUAUGGAGCUUUAAUAGUUUCGGUAAUAUUUUGCGUUUACAUCAACAUAUUUCUAACAUGGAUAUUGUAUUUUCUGUACCAAUCAAUGACCCCGAUUCUGCCAUGGAGCCAUUGCAAGAAUGAAUGGAAUACAAAAUUCUGUCAUAAUAACUCUGUAGAUAAUGGAUCAAAUCUAAUCUUACUACAAAACACGUCAGACGUCAAUGGAUCUAAGUAUAAUAGUCAUUUAUUCCCUCUUAAUGAAGUAAAAAUGACUGCGAGCGAAGAAUUUUGGAAAUACAAUGUACUGCAAAUAACAGUAGGCAUAGAGGAUAUAGGAGGAAUAAGACUGGAACUUCUUGUAUGUCUGGUUAUAGCUUGGCUUAUCAUCUUUCUUUGUUUAUGUAAAGGAAUAAAGUCAUCGGGAAAGAUAGUGUAUGUGACUGUUACUUUCCCGUACAUAGUGUUGGUAAUCUUUCUAGUAAGAGCAGUUACAUUACCAGGAGCUGCAGAAGGUAUACAGUUCUUUCUAAUUCCAAAAUGGCACAAAAUGCUUUCUACAAAGGUUUGGGGUGCGGCAGCAACGCAGAUAUUUUUUUCGUCUGGAGCCGGAUGGGGAGCACUGCUGACAUUUGCAAGCUUUAACAAAUUUCACCAUAAACUUCAAAGGGAUGCUAUCAUGGUGCCCAUAAUAAACAGUGGAACGAGUAUUUUUGCCGGAUUUGUAACAUUUUCAAUACUUGGAUUUAUGGCACACGAAAAAGGAAUGUCAGUAGAUGACGUAGUAACACAAGGUCCAGGUCUUGCAUUUGUAGCAUAUCCAGAGGCAGUGUCAAAGUUACCAAUAUCGCCAUUGUGGGCAGUUUUAUUUUUCAUGAUGCUGAUGACAAUAACCAUUGACACUCAGUUUGGUACAUUUGAAACCAUUACCAGUGCAAUUAUUGAUGAAUAUCCACAUAUUUUGAGAAAGAAGAAGUAUCUGGUGACAGUUUGUUUCUGUUGUAUUGGAUUCAUUUUAGAUUUACCAUUCAUAAUGGAGGGAGGAAUAUAUGUUUUACAAAUCGUUGACUGGUACUGUGGACUAUUUACACCAAUGAUAGUGGCAACUUUAGAGUGUUUAGUAGUUGGAUGGAUAUAUGGCACAGACAGAUUUUACAAAGAUGUUCAGAUGAUGAUAGGAUAUCAACCGUGUUGGUGGUGGAAAUUUUGUUGGAAAUAUGUGACACCUUGUUUUUUGGUGAUGAUGCUUAUGUUUAACAUGCUGCAAUUGAAACCAGUUUCUUUUGACAAAUACCAGUAUCCAUUAUGGGCUAUUGGAUUCGGCUGGAUCAUUGGUAUGAUGUCUGUUGUGCCAAUUCCCUUAUACAUAAUUAAAACACUGUGGUGCGCUAAUGGUACAAUUUUGCAGAAAUUGACAAAUUCACUGAAACCGGAGACGGACUGGGGGCCCAUUUUAGAGAAAUCAAGAGAGACAACAACGAUUUAGCUUAAAAAACGAAAGACAAGCCAAUAAAGGA
Molecule: messenger RNA, 1979 nt
Organism: Mytilus californianus (California mussel)
Lineage: Eukaryota; Metazoa; Mollusca; Bivalvia; Mytilida; Mytilidae
Product: sodium- and chloride-dependent glycine transporter 2-like
Exons: 14
Coding region: 149-1948 (599 amino acids)
Biological process (GO): sodium ion transmembrane transport
Cellular component (GO): membrane
Source: RefSeq, a predicted model, not a curated record